Cyprinodon variegatus (sheepshead minnow) is the source of this 3331-nucleotide messenger RNA. RefSeq names its product v-maf avian musculoaponeurotic fibrosarcoma oncogene homolog A (gene mafaa). Gene Ontology annotation, biological process: regulation of transcription by RNA polymerase II. NCBI's taxonomy places the organism in Eukaryota, Metazoa, Chordata, Actinopteri, Cyprinodontiformes, Cyprinodontidae. Gene Ontology annotation, cellular component: nucleus. The transcript has a single exon. The coding region runs from base 859 to 1794 and encodes 311 amino acids. The record is from RefSeq and is a predicted model, not a curated record. Gene Ontology annotation, molecular function: RNA polymerase II cis-regulatory region sequence-specific DNA binding; DNA-binding transcription factor activity, RNA polymerase II-specific.
UUGGAAGCUUUGGGGUGCUUUUAGAGGAUAGUUAGAGACAAAACAGUGGAAUUUAUCACCUCUUAAGUAAGAUUUUACACACAAUCAACACGUUAAGGUCAGGAGCGCGACCCAGAGAGGGCGAGAUGCGAGCUUCCAUUAGAAAUAUGGACUAAGGACAAUAACGAGGAACAGCUCCUGUCUCCAAGUAAGACCUCCAACUUUCAUGUUUCAUCUAAGACUUUUAUGAACUUCGAAAACAGGGGUGCCUGCAGAUGACAGUUUUGAUUCCUGGGACUUUUUCACACACUUUUACGCACGCCUGCGCACCGGUCGAUGUGCACUAAGUGAGAAACUUUCGAAGCCUGGUCAUGCUGUUGUGACUAAAACAGCAGAGGGAGACGACUGAUGGUUGGAAUAUACUUCUGACCAACAACAACAAACAAAAAAAAAGAGAGCGGGAGAGAACAGGGGGGCAGUAAAUCAGGAAGAGAGCGCUCAGCAAAGUGAAGAGAGGACAACACAAGCCGGUGUCUCCAAAGUCAGCGGGCUCCAGUUACAGCCGCUUCAGGGGCUCCUGCUAUUAAAGCCUUCAUCUGACCUGGGAUAAGUUGUCAACAAGAGCUGCGAGCGGAGGCGAACUGGCAGGUGUACAAGUUCAUUUACAUGCGGACGUAUAUUCGCUCCGCUAUAUAUAGAAGCGGCCUGUCGAACGCGCAGCCUUUAUAAGUUUCUCCUCCCACCCACCGGGCCUGCAGCACUUCCACGCACCGGGCGUGUGCGUGUGCCUAUAUAUACACCAUACAGGCUUUUAAUUCCCUUCGCAAUCUGCCCGCUGUCGGUUUGGCUGUGAGGCCAGGUGUCGUCGCAUGGACUGACAUGGCCACCGACCUCGCCAUGAGCGCGGAGCUGCCUAACAGCCCUCUGGCCAUUGAGUACGUCAACGACUUCGAUCUGAUGAAGUUUGAGGUGAAGAAGGAGCCGCUGGAGGCCGACCGCUUCUGUCAUCGCCUGCCCUCCGGCUCACUGUCCUCCACGCCAAUCAGCACCCCCUGCUCCUCCGUGCCUUCCUCGCCCAGCUUCUGCGCUCCGAGCCCGGGCGCGCAGCCCAACCAGGGCCUACCCGGUGGCGUGAACGGAGGCAGCAACAGCAACAACAGCAGCGGCAACAACAAUCACAACAACACGGGCAAGCCUCAGCUGGAGGACCUGUACUGGAUCCCCAGCUACCAGCACCACAUCAACCCAGAGGCGCUGAAUCUGACCCCGGAGGACGCAGUGGAGGCCCUGAUAGGCAACGCUCACCAUCACCACCAUCAUCACCAGGCCUACGACGGCUUCCGCGGGCAGCAGUACGUCGGAGAGGACCUGUCCGCGACCUCGGCCGCGCACCACCAUCAGGCCCACCAUCAUCACCAUCACCACCACCACGGCCACCACAGCCGCCUGGAGGACCGUUUCUCGGACGAGCAGCUAGUGAGCAUGACUGUGCGGGAGCUGAAUCGGCAGCUGCGGGGCUUCAGCAAGGAGGAGGUGAUCCGCCUGAAGCAGAAGCGACGCACCCUGAAGAACCGCGGCUACGCGCAGUCCUGUCGCUUCAAGCGCGUCCAGCAGCGGCACAUGUUGGAGACCGAGAAGUGCACCCUGCAGAAUCAGGUGGAGCAGCUGAAGCAGGACGUGGCGCGCCUUGUCAAAGAGCGGGAUCUGUACAAGGAGAAGUACGAGAAGCUGGCCAGCCGGACCUACAACUCCGGCGGGCCCGCGAACACAAGAGAUCCGUCUGGGAAACAGGCCAGCACCGACUACUUCAUGUGAAAGACAUUACAGCCCUUGCCUCUACCCUCUUCUGACUCUAAAGAUCUUUUCUGAUUUGUGUUUACGGUUAUUCCUCAACAAAAAAAAAGACGUUUAAUCUCAUCUUCUUAACAAAUAAAGGUUAGGUGCGCACAAGCGUCACAUCUGUGAGUCUUAAAGUUGUUAAACUUCUGCAAGUCCACAACAAACCAGUCAGGUCGGCACACGGGAUCACUUUCAGUCUGCAGACCCUUUUCCUGUCAGAAGUCUUAUAAACCAAUGACUGUCUUAAUCCAGAGAGAGCGCUGCGUUUGUGUUAGAAGAAGGCAGAAGCAUCAGCACAGACCGCUGGAGGAGAAUGCGCUGUGACGCACAGACUCUCAGUAAUGCAAGUGUAAUAGUCCUCUCAUCCUUUUGCAACCCUGCAUGCAGGACAUGUAUGGUAACCUUCAGCCAAAUCCCCUCCACAUAUGUAUGGAAAGCAUGACCCAUGGGUUCUCCCCCAUCCAUGCAUCCCUUCCUCUGCCAUCUGUAAGGCCUGGGUAUGCAGAAAAGCCCCCGCGAGAGGUGUGAACUGAAGUGCAAAAAAACAAAACAAAAAAAAAACAACAAAAAACAAUCUGCUUCACUGCAAAACUUAUGGAUGCGUCUCUACCUGCUUUUUUCAAUCAGUUUUUUCUAUUAUUUUAAAAGGAAAAGAAAAACGACAAAAAGAGAUUACCUGAGCCAGAUUUUAGACUGUAUUUAUUUCCACCUGUAUAUAUUAUGUAGAGAAAAAAACAAGCAGUGAUCUGUGUUGUUUUAUCUUUGCUCUUUUUAAGGCUUUUGUUGCUUGGAUUCUUCGAAAUGUCUUAAUCCAAAUGUUUGUAUGUUACAGCAUGCAAAUUGUCUGUGGUAUCCUCCUCCUCCUGCUGAACAUGUUGAACCUGCACUAAAGAGCAAACUGGAGAUAUGUUUUGUUUUUAACCUGGAUGUAAAUUUGAUUUAAAGGAUGGGAAAGGACUGCUGCUAAAACUCUAUGCACCAAUCUGAAGAUUAAAAAGAUUUAAUGAUUUAUUUUCUCUCUCUCUGUUUUUUAAUUUUCAUUUUAGAUAAUGAGUUGUUGGGCCUGCGGGGUUUCCCUUGCAGCCCGGUGUCUUAAGAAGGGGAGGAUGCUUGAUUGUUAGAAAAACUAACGGGACAUUUUGCCAUCAUUACUCUGUCAAAAAGUUCGUGUGUCAUCUGCUGUCUAGAUAUAUGUGCAAUAUUGUGCAGAAGCGUUCUGGUGUUUGAAUAAAAUAAAAUCGUUUUUUUCAUGUCAAAAUUCUAUCAUAGAAUUUACAGUAAUUUCCGACCAAUUAAAUAAAUCAUUUUUAAUAGACCUUUGAAAAUCAGUAUAAUUGGAUCGGUAUUUGGACUCAGACUUCUGCACAGUGCUGUGGAUGUAUAUCUGUACAUAUGAUUUCUACAUUUAUCUAACGGACCUGUCCUGAUCUGUUAGCAAGUGGAAACAUCUGCAAAGUGGGAAAAAAAAAGUGUUUGAGAAACUCUUGUUUUCAUAUUGUUUAAUAAAAAGUUC